Molecule: messenger RNA, 1174 nt
Organism: Vigna umbellata (rice bean)
Lineage: Eukaryota; Viridiplantae; Streptophyta; Magnoliopsida; Fabales; Fabaceae
Source: RefSeq, a predicted model, not a curated record
UGUUCACCGUUCAGGAUUUUCUUCUCCACUCUAGUUCUCGACUUCUGGAUUUGCGCUUCUCCACUCCAGUGUGCGACGUGCCCUUCCGUCAUCGUUGGUCCCUCACCGGGACUCAAUGGAUACCAAAUUUGAAACAAUUGAGGCUAGAAUAACAUCUAUGCUUCCCCAACUCCAAUCUGAGUGUGGCAUUGUACAGAGAAUAGUGUACAAAAAUAAGAACCAGCACCGACGCUCUUCCUAUUUCCAGCGUCUUUUGAAGGUAAGAAGGGAUUUAAGACUCCUGCAAUCAGCAAACUUGGAGGAACUUGUAACAUCAUGCAUCCUUGUUAUCAAAGGAGAUAAACCAAGGCAGAAAGUUAUUCUUUUAGAAAGUUUAAAAAGGAGAAAAUGUGAUGGUGAAAAGUACAAUUUUAUGGAGCGAUUGAUAGGAGCUGCACGCUUAUUAGCUGAGAUGGUUGAACCAAUACUCAAGGCUGCUUCUGAGGUAUCGGUCUUGUUUGCGCAAUCCUUUUUUAUGGGAUUUUCUCUUACAAUAAUGGCUUUGCUUGCACGUCUUCGAGUCUUGGUUCAACAAAUAUUACUUGACGUUGUUUCAUUGUUCAACAUGGUUUCUUCUCUCUCUAUAACCAAACAGUCAACAAAAAUAACUCUUAAUGGAAUAGAGGUUUUUAGAGAUUUCUAUCCUCUUGGUGAUGAUUUUAUUACAUUAGAUUGUGUUUGGAAAUCAGAAAAGUUUAUAUUACACGAGAGGAUGCAUAAAAGGAAAAAUGAAAGUCAAGCCGAGGACUCUAAUGAACAUGCCUCUGUCCAAACUUCAAAUGUGAAUUAUAAUAGUAUUGAUUAUUUUCUCGGGGAUGAUCAGCUUGAGGGAGUGGAAGCUGUUGCUGCCAAAGAAGACUGUCAUGUAGAUAAUAUGAAUACUGAUUUGUCAACUGACUCAUCACAAUUUGACACUAAGAUGACUAUGUACCGUGAGGAAGGAGAAAAUGAAGACACCACAAAAACCUCCAUCAACGAAUCUUCACAGCAAGCUGUUUUGCAUACAUCAUCAAGGUCUUCUACCAAUGAUAAACUCCAUUCUAUGCCAAAGAAGGUGGCAUAUGCCAAAGAAGGUGGCAUAUGCCAAAGAAUCCACAUUUUUAUUAUGGAAAAAUUAUAACAUACCUGUUUAAAU